Molecule: messenger RNA, 630 nt
Organism: Chaetomium fimeti
Lineage: Eukaryota; Fungi; Ascomycota; Sordariomycetes; Sordariales; Chaetomiaceae
Exons: 2
Coding region: 1-630 (209 amino acids)
Biological process (GO): N-acetylglucosamine metabolic process
Cellular component (GO): cytoplasm
Source: RefSeq, a predicted model, not a curated record
AUGGGCGAGAACACGCAGGAAGAGGCGCCGUUUCCUCUUACCGACGUGGACAGAUGGGUUCUGUCUCAGACAGAUGAGGAGUUUACCUAUCACACUUGGGACGACCUGUGCCAAAUCAUUCAAAACAACCGGCUCUCCGUCCUCAAGAGGAAGCCGUCUGACCUCCGGCGGUACAUGAAGUGGACUGCCGACACCAAGGCUGAGUAUGGGGGCAUCACCAAUUUCCUCCUCGCCCACCGCCUGCCCAAAGCCUGGGGCACGCCGCCAUUUAAGCCGGCCUCCGACGUGCCGUUUGCAGACCCGUCGGAUUACCGCGUGCUGAUCAACGACUGGCCCUACGGCUUCGUGCCGGGCAUCACCCACCUCGUUGUGUGGUCCCGCACCCCCAUCGCAACGGACGACACUGUCGGCGACAUGACGCCGGACAGCAAGAGGACGGUGGCCGAGUUCAUCAAGCGGUAUUUUAUCGAUAGCCUCGGGUCAGGCGGGGAGGACAGAGUGAUCUGGUUCAAGAACUGGGUGGCUCUCCAGAGCGUCCGGACGGUCGACCAUGUUCAUAUUCUUGUGAGAGAUGUCGAGCCGGCUGUGCUCGAGGCAUGGUCGAAGGAGCUUGAAUGCCAUAGAGCGUAG